Molecule: messenger RNA, 2123 nt
Organism: Python bivittatus (Burmese python)
Lineage: Eukaryota; Metazoa; Chordata; Lepidosauria; Squamata; Pythonidae
Source: RefSeq, a predicted model, not a curated record
AGGGAAAUAAUCUGGAAUUUCAAAUAAGAUGUCCAGGCGAAGUAGUCGUUUGCAAGCUAAACUGCAUCAGCCAUGCCAGGACACAUCUCCGGAAGAACUGCAGAUGCCAUUGUCACUUCAGAACAGAAAAAGGAAAUCAAUGCAGGACUCCAAGAUAGAUGAAGAAAAUGUGAGAUAUCAGUAUGAAAUUAAGAGCUGCUGGCCACCCACAAUAUCAGGCGGUGUAUCUCCUUGCAUAAUAAUAGAAACUCCACACAAAGAAAGUACAACCACAGACUUCUCCAGAUUCAAAAAAUAUAGGUUUAGGAAUCUCUUCAUAAAUCCAUCACCUUUACCGGAUCUUAGUUGGGGCAGUUCUAGAGAUGUCUGGUUCAACAUUCUCAAAAAAGAAAACAAAUAUUCUCACUGCAAGCAUUUCACAUCACUACACUCCAAUCUACAGCCACAUAUGAGAUCAGUCCUACUGGACUGGCUUCUAGAGGUAUGUGAAGUAUACACACUCCAUAGAGAAACAUUCUACUUGGCCCAAGACUUUUUUGAUAGAUUCAUGCUGACUCAGAAGGACAUAAAUAAAACCAUGCUUCAGCUUAUAGGAAUUACAACACUGUUUAUUGCUUCCAAGCUUGAGGAGAUAUAUGCUCCUAAACUACAGGAGUUUGCCUAUGUUACUGAUGGUGCUUGCAGUGAAGAUGACAUUAUAAGAAUGGAACUAAUCAUACUAAAGGCUCUUAAGUGGGAGUUGUGCCCGGUAACAGUAAUCUCCUGGCUGAAUCUUUAUCUUCAAGUGGAUGCUGUGAAAGAUAUUUCAAAGGUGCUGCUACCUCAGUAUUCUCAGGACAAAUUUAUUGAAAUAGCACAGCUUUUAGAUCUCUGUAUUCUAGACGUCAAUUGUCUGGAUUUUCAGUAUAGGAUAUUGGCAGCUGCUGCGCUUUGCUACCAUACCUCAGAACGAGUCGUAAAGAAGGCUUCAGGAUUGGAUUGGGCUAGUAUUGCAGAAUGUGUAGAGUGGAUGGAACCAUUUUUCAAAGUAGCAAAGAAAGUUCCAGUGAAAUUGAAGAAUUUUAAGAAGGUUGCAGUGGAAGAUAGACAUAACAUACAAACCCAUACAAACUAUUUGGACAUGUUGGAUGAAAUUAACUAUGAAGUAGCUGUACCCAGUCAGCUAUCACCAGUAUCUACAGGAGGAAUAAUAACCCCUCCAAAGAGCUCUGAAAAGUGAAAAUACUGUAUUGUGCAAAGACUGGGAUCUCUAUUAAGACUGAGUAUACAAACUGAGUAUACAAACUGAGCUUUUACACUUGAUGUGGCUGAGAAGACUAUCACGAUGCAACUGAAGGACAUUCACAUGCAGCUGGCCUGGAUCUUUAAGUUUGGAGCCCAAUGAGACCUAGAGAAAUUGGAUGUCUUCUGAUCAGUUAAAUUCAUAAUUAACUAUGGAUUUUUAACACUUAAAACUGUCUUAAGUGACUUUCAAUUUUUUAACAGGUGCAACUGAAUCGGUCAAGUUUAGCUAUGUGUGAGCAUAGUAGAACUGUUUUGCCAAUUGCCUUUCAGGGUGUGCUGGUUUUGGAUAGGAUGAAAGACUUCUGCCCUGUGGUGAGAGAACACUGAGUUAAGCAGUCUGAAACUAUGGACUCAACAAAGUGAGUCAGUUUUCAGUUUGCACAUCAGUGUAGCCACAAAGUAAAAACUUUUAUAUUAACCUUUUUAACUUAAGGUUACUAAGCCAACAUUCCUACUUUCAUACACUUAUCAGUGUAGCUAUGGAAUGAUACCGAAUUGCCUUAAUAUAAAGCAUGAGUAGGGAGUGAAAAGACUGAAAAACUUUACUUUUAGAGGUAAAGAAGCAGUUUAAGAAUUUUCCACUUAAACUGGAACAUCUUCAGUGAACAACUGUCAUUUUCUACCUCUUUCCUCAUGAAGUGCUACUAUAUUUUCUACAAACUAGCUAUCUACAAUGUGAGAGAAACAUAAAAGACUGGAUUGCAACAAGGAUAGCUUAAAUGCUAAGGAGAGCUAUACUCUGUGAAUAGUAGGUCAUUCUUCCUUACAACUUACAUCUAUUUUUUCACAUGCAAUACAGCAGCUAAUCAAUUCUGUAUACUUGUGCAAAAAUGAGGAAU